CAAUGAUGUUUCUAUCAAAUUGCUGAAUAGUAAAUUGGAAAGAUUAGUGAAAUGUUGGAAAUAUUAUUGUAAUUGUUUGGUGAGAUUUUUAACUAUUUAAUGAGGCACAAAAGUAUUCAGUUGGAGCAACCAUCUAGCAAAGUGGGGCAAGAAAGAGAAGGAGAGAAAGAGAGACAAAGGCUAACAUCUGAUCAACAAUCCAGUUUUUAUUUUGUUUUCCUUUUUGGUUUAUGUUUACAUCUCUAUUCAAUUCGGUGUAUUAUUAAUGAUUAUUUCUUUGAUAUCAACUUGAUCUAAUUUCAACGUUUCUAUUAGUGUCCUUGGAAAUGAGAUAUCAAGAAUAAAAAAUGAUUACUCUCAUCAUUCAAUUUGUUCUCGGUUUAUGUUAGAUGUUAUUGUAUUGAUGAUGUUGAUAUUUUUGGUUACUCUGAUGUUGAGAGUUUUCCUUCAAGCAAUUGUUUAACCCGUUUCUUCUUCCUGAUUAGUGUUCCUUUAUACCCAAAUCUUACAGAGAUCAACAUGAUUGAAUAAGAGCUCAUGCCUUUAAUCAAUAAGUGUUCAACUGCUUUAACUUGGAUUUAAUUAUUGAGUUUAAUGCCAUUCCAUUUGAUUGAGAUUAUCAAAUGAGCCAAUGACCACUCUAAGGAUCAAUCGAGAUUAAUUGCGAGUUUAAAAUCAUCACAACUCACUUAUAAACAAUCAUGGAUAACAAUCAUUGGAGUAGUUCCUCAACCCACGAGACAAAUGGAGAUGCCAAUAAUCAUUCGGACAAGUUCAUUUUAUUGCCAUACGAUAGAUUUCGAAAUUGGAUUCAUUGUAUAGCCCUGGUAACUUUUGACAUUGAAUUAGGACAAGCUAUUGAGAAAGUUUAUCCUUCUCAUGUUAAACUAAGCGAAAGAGAGAAAACAAAUAUAUGUUACUUAUCUUUUCCUGAUAGUAACUCAGGCUGCAUGGGCGAUACAAAGUUUCAUUUUCGCACAAGAUUGGGCCCAAUGGCACGAAAAUCGUUCACAAUUUAUCGGGAUUAUAAUAAUGAAUGUUUAAGCGCUCUUCAGGCCGAUGCUUGUUACACUUAUGGUUAUGUUUAUUUCCGUCAAGUAAAGGAUCGAUCAGCGAGAAGAGGAUAUUUCCAAAAAUCACUUGUCAUAUUAACCCGACUCCCUUUUGUAAACUUAUUUUCUCAAAUAGUAUCUGUGAUAGCUCCUCAAUAUUUCGAUAAUGGAGAAGAUGUUUUAUUUACAGCCAUCAAUAAUAUUGAUUUAUGGCCUUCACCAAAUCCAGGACGUACCUUGAAUCUCUCACUGUUAGGUGUUCAUUUACAAAUUCAUAUUCCUCAUAAAAACGACGACUUCAGUUGUUCUCCCACAAGUGAAUCCUCAGCUAAAUUCCCAUCUCCUUCAUCAAAUUUUGUCAUUAAUGGUUCUCAACCUAUCAUCUCAAUACCUUCUCUUUACGAAUUUAACAUUUUCAAAUGUUUCCUUCCGAUUAUUUCCCAUAUUCAACUUCUUUGGGAACUUGUUUUAACGUGUGAACCCAUCAUAGUGAUGGCUCCAACUCCUGAUAUUUGCUGUGAGAUGGUACAGUCUUUAGUAUCUAUGAUCUGGCCUUUGAAAUACUCCUCAGAUUUUCGACCAUUUUUCACAAUUCAUGAUACCGAAUUCAAAGAAUACACUCAAAAAAGUCAAUCACCGCCUCCUGUGAUACUUGGAGUCACUAACCCAUUUUUUGCAAAAACUUUGCAACACUGGCCACACAUAAUACGAAUCUGUGAAUAUAGUCCCCCUUCUCCCAAGCGGACCCCUGACGCUAAGAUUUGGAAGGGCAAAACAAUCAAAACACUCGAGUGUAAACCUGGUUUAUAUACAAGGUACAAACCUUUUCUCCAAAAAGAUCAAGUUGUAUUGAAGAAAUUACUCAAAGGACUGGAAUCUCGACGUCCACAUGAAGUUCAAAGUACCCUAAUGCGAAGAUAUUUCAUUGAACUAACUUCGAGCUUUUUAAUUCCUCUGGAAAGAUAUUUAGCUAGUUUAAUGCCAUUACAAAAAGACAUUUCUCCCUUCAAAUCGGCUCCAAUGAUUCAACCUUUCAAUCCUGACGACUUUCUCAAAACUUUAGAGACAUCAGGACCACAAUUAACAACUGGUAUCAAAGGAGAUUGGAACAGUUUAUAUCGUAAAUUCUUUCGGACUCCUAAUUUUUCUGCUUGGUAUGAAUCUCGUUUUGGUGAAGUUAGUCAAAAAUUGAAAGCCCUCCACAUUGAGUCCAUCUCUAAAGCGGACCUUGUUAAAUGGAUCGGUGAUAAAGCUGAAAUUGAGAUUGUCGAUCUCAUAUUAACUAUGAAAGAUAAACUUAAAACUGUUGAUAAUGAAAAUUUACCUGUCGAUAAAGAUAUUGUUGAACGAGUGGAAACUCAACUAAAUAGCAUCAUCAAUUGUUUGCCUCAAGAUUUGCAUGAUAUUUUGCGUAAAUAGAAUAUAUUAUUGCUCACCAAAUUGACCAAGUUGAUGAAGAAAUCAUUGAAUCAUGUAAAGACUACUAAAUCUUCUGAAUUAUUAUCAUAAUCACAGAAUUACUCUUCAACUUUGACUACGCCAAAACAAUCAAGCACUCAAUCAAUCUCACUUUUGAAUCAUCAUCUCCAACAUCUACCACAUAUGAUUAUUAUCAUUGUCUUCAUUUAUACAUUGCUUCAUAAUUAAAAUUCAAUAAUAUUCUAUCAAAACAAUAAACUUAUUUUGCAUAAAAGAACUCACAGAGGCUAAUUAUUGCUAAUUAAAGGUCUAUUGACAAUAAA
Tetranychus urticae (two-spotted spider mite) is the source of this 2794-nucleotide messenger RNA. Its product is annotated as protein DENND6A. The record is from RefSeq and is a predicted model, not a curated record. Gene Ontology annotation, molecular function: guanyl-nucleotide exchange factor activity. Gene Ontology annotation, cellular component: recycling endosome. NCBI's taxonomy places the organism in Eukaryota, Metazoa, Arthropoda, Arachnida, Trombidiformes, Tetranychidae.